Messenger RNA from Atta colombica, 480 nucleotides. RefSeq names its product cytochrome b-c1 complex subunit Rieske, mitochondrial-like. The coding region runs from base 1 to 480 and encodes 159 amino acids. The transcript has 2 exons. Lineage: Eukaryota; Metazoa; Arthropoda; Insecta; Hymenoptera; Formicidae. The record is from RefSeq and is a predicted model, not a curated record. Gene Ontology annotation, molecular function: quinol-cytochrome-c reductase activity; 2 iron, 2 sulfur cluster binding. Gene Ontology annotation, cellular component: membrane. Gene Ontology annotation, biological process: mitochondrial electron transport, ubiquinol to cytochrome c.
AUGUUUUCAGUUGCUUGUAUUACCGGAUUAUACGGUUGUAAAGCUCACUUAUUGCAUUAUGUGUUAUUUUGUAUGCCUUCACGAGAUAUCUUGGCAGAGGCUCAAUUAGAAGUGAAAUUAAAUGGUAUACCGGAGGGAAAAGUAUUAGUCGUUAAGUGGCGUGGAAAACCUGUUUUUAUUUACCAUCGGUCACAAUCAAUUAUCAAUCAGGAAAGAGCGGUGAAUCUAUCAGAACUGCGUGAUCCAGAAACGGACAAUGAUAGAGCUAAAAGAUCGGAAUGGCUGGUUGUGAUGGGUAUCUGUACACACUUGGGAUGCGUACCAAUUCCAAACGCCGGCCUCAUACCUGGCGGUUUUUUCUGCCCUUGUCACGGUUCACACUUUGAUGCAGCCGGCCGUAUACGAAAGGGCCCAGCAAUGACUAAUCUAGAGAUACCCGAAUAUUCAUUCAUAGACGAUAAUAAUAUCAUUAUUGGGUGA